Molecule: messenger RNA, 2821 nt
Organism: Anarrhichthys ocellatus (wolf-eel)
Lineage: Eukaryota; Metazoa; Chordata; Actinopteri; Perciformes; Anarhichadidae
Product: GATA zinc finger domain-containing protein 14-like
Exons: 2
Coding region: 36-1148 (370 amino acids)
Source: RefSeq, a predicted model, not a curated record
UACGGGGGUGAUGUGAGACCUUCGAUUUGUCCUGGAUGAUGGAGAAGACAGGAAGAGUCAUGAUCUGCUGUGUAGCUCUGUUCCUUGUCCUGACCUCUGUGUCGGCACAGAGAGAGAUUUAUUCAAUCAACAAUUUGAAGGAAAUCAACUUUGGUCAAUCUGUGCCCAAGCACAGUCUUUUGCUGCUCUACUGGUUUGCCAACGUAGUGGACAUCGAUGAGGACGACGACAUAAGCCUGACCUUUGACCCGGAAAGUAGAGCUUAUGGCUCACAUCAUUAUGGUAACUAUGAGGGUCUGUUGGACGACUUGCCUUUGAGCAAUGUCAGAUACAAUUACUACACUCUUGGCAGUCUCAAUCAAGAAACUUCCAUGCAACUUCCUCGUUAUGUUGUCCGUCCCCCAACAACAGAGUACGUGGGAAGUAACAUGGACAGGAUCAUAAUUCGCAUCAGGGAGCCGAACAUAGGACGUAGAGCUCAGCAGAAUAUAGACCAAGUUUAUAUCACACAGCAUAUUGAACAUCAGAGGGAAUAUGAUCCAGAUAAUACCUACAGGAUCACUACUAACCUCUUGAGACAGAUCAGACAGUUUUCUGUAGGAGAAAACCAACAGCAACUGUUGCAACUCAGAAACCACUUUAGAAGCAACACUGAUAUGUCCCACAUCAGAAACACAUGGGGUGGACUUGCUGGCCUCGGACUGCUGUUGUUUGUGAUUCAGGAAAGGUACUCCUUUUACCCAGAAAACAGUGGCCAAACGGAAAACAACUACCAAACGGAAAACAAAACGGAAAACAGCGGCCAAACGGAAAACAGCGGCCAAACGGAAAACAACCACCAAAAGGUAAACAAGUACCAAAAGGUAAACAGUUGGCAAAUGGAAAACAACCACCAAAAGGAAAACAACCACCAAAUGGAAAACCACCACCAAAUGGAAAACAGUUGCCAAAUGGAAAACAGUCGCCAAAAGGAAAACAACGGCCAAACUGAAAACAAUCACACAACACAAAACUACGGACCACAAAACAACUACAGACCAGGAAACAUACAAAAUAAUGGGGAGGAUGACGCUUUAAUGAUCUGCAUACCUUUGGUAUUGGUUUUAAUUUGUUUAUUCAUAUAUUUUCUUAAAUCAUUGAGAAUUUAGAUGACAAAAAAUAAGGGAGAACAAUAGAUAUUGUCUAAACCAAGGUGUGACGGUAUAGCUUUUUUAAGGCCGAUUAGGACCAUGAAGCCAACAGAUUCACCAAUCAAUUGGGAAAAAAAAAAAAAAAAAAAAAAAAAAAAAGAAUCAUUAGUUACGACACCUCAGUACUCCUGAACAAUGCCAGGGGUUGUUCCGCUGCAUGCUUUGUUUUGCCUCCACAUGUUUGAUUUUAUUGUUUACCAUUUUUUUUUUGUAAAUGGGGUUCAGUUAGCAUAGAGAUAUAUGCUUUGUAUAUAAUCUGGUGAUGAAAUGCCAAAUUCCUUCAAUCACCCAUCUCAAACCGCUGUGAUGGUCUGAGAAUCUUAAGGACAUUUGGACCUUCAAAGCUCGGUCUACUAAAUUGCAUCCGUUAAUAAAAGCAAAGAGUCUAAAUUAUUGAAAAGAAUUUAAACUGACCAAAAUGUCUUUUAUUGUAUAUCAUAAUGCACUGCUCUGGCACUGUCAUUAAGCUUCAGGGUCCAUUCAGGCAACACUGUCGUGCUCCAGCAUGUAUAAUCUAAUAGUAAUGACUCACUGAUGAUUCCUCGAUUGUUCUAACCAAUACAGAGAAUGUAAAUUGCUCUGAUGGAUAAAUGAAACUGAUCGGUGAAAGGCUCUAUGGUGUGUUAACAACAGCUGUGAUUGAUAAUGUUUAGCUUAUAAAUAAAGGGUUUAUUUCAUCUAUGGUUUUGUGUUUAUUAAACUAUAAUUAACAAUCACAAUGAUGAGUGUUUUUAUUUUAAUACAAUAAAUGAAGGAAGAAAUCAAACUUGUUAUUAGACUUUUUGUUACCACCAGCAAAGCUCGUUUAGUCAGUUUCAUUUACAGCGAAGCAGUGACCUAGAAGAUGUCACGCCUACUCUCACAAAAACACAGAUCAGAUACCUGACAAACAAACGCAGGUGAGUUCUCUUAUUUUCUGAUUACUAGUUUUGUUACACAGUAUUAUAUUCUUGAAUCCAAAACAGCUGUAUUAUGCAACUUCCUGUAACCACAAGCAACACUUGAUUUCAGUUUCAUUUACAGGGAAGCAGUAACCAGGAGGAGUUGAACAGGCUCUCACACAAUCACAGGGAUCAGAAAACUAACGGCAGCAGACAGACGCAGGUGAGCCCUCUUUAAAUAUGAUCAUGUUUUGUUUUUAGUAUCUAACCUCGCACUAUGCAACAUGACUGGUGAAGCAUUUAAUCAGUUCUUCUUUGUGAGCGUUCUCAAAAGGGAAUUUGGUAUAUAGACAGUAACUUUAGAAAAGUACUUGAUUUGAUUAACUCACGCUACUGAAGUCUAAGUUUAUCUGAAAUUAAUAUAUUUAGCAUAAAAUAUGCAAAAUAUGCAUUUUUAUUUUACAUAAAAUGAGGAAUAUGUAUUCCUUCCUCAUUCUGGCCUACCUCUUACUAGUCAGUAAAAGCAGGAGGAAUGAUAAACAAAACCUGUUUCAACGUUCAUAUGGCCGUCUGACUAUUGUUUUGAGACACGUGAAACAUUGUCAUCCUAUCCGUUGGUGAGGCCUUAGUGUGAGAUAUUCAACAAAAAAGAAAUUAUAGAUUAAUCCAAUCAUGAAAAUAGCCAUUAGAUGAAUCUCUGGCUACAAAUACAUUGAGGUUGAUAAUGUACAGUAUGUUUGAAUAAUGUAA